AUGCCGAGCUCACCAACGCAACCAUUCCCUCUCUACCUCUUCCCUAGUCUUCCCUUCCGCCGCCGCCGAAGCUCUGCCAUCAGCACCUCGACCACCUCCGCAUCUCCGUCCUCCUCUCCGCCCCAGCCGACCUCUUUCUUGACGGCCCAACCGAACUCACAUCUGCGCUGUCAGAAGUGCCUAGCCGACCUCAUCCCCACGUCGGCUAUCAUAAGCAAAGGGUUCACUGGGCGUCAUGGUCGCGCAUACCUUGUAGGACCUCCAUCGGCAUCCAGCGCGUUUGCUGGCGGUGACAUGUCAGCGACAGGCUGGAAGGCGGGCGACCUACCGAACACUUUGACGCACAAAGCCCACGCUCGUCAGCUCGUCACGGGUGCGCAUACCGUUUCCGAUAUCAGCUGUCGCAGCUGUGGUACCGUGUUAGGAUGGAAGUACGUCGAUGCUGCUGAAGAGACUCAGAAGUACAAGGUUGGCAAAUUCAUACUGGAGACGAAGAGAGUCGUCAAAGGCGCGGAAUGGGACGAGAGCGUAGAAGAGGAAGACAACGGCAUGGUGCUGGAGAAGGAAGGUGACAUCGAGUUCGAUUCGCAGGACGAAGACGAAUGCGAGGACCUCUUCAGUGGCAUCUGGAGCCCCCAACUUGCGAGCAAGAGGAGGAAGCGCCGUGCCUACGGUGACAUUGACUUGUCGGUGUGA
This is a messenger RNA of Alternaria incomplexa, 696 nucleotides long. RefSeq lists its product as uncharacterized. The record is from RefSeq and is a predicted model, not a curated record. NCBI's taxonomy places the organism in Eukaryota, Fungi, Ascomycota, Dothideomycetes, Pleosporales, Pleosporaceae. The coding region runs from base 1 to 696 and encodes 231 amino acids. The transcript has a single exon.